AUGGCCACCAAUUGUUCAUCAAUUCCGGACACGGAUAUUACCACUAACAGCAACAACCGUUCUCGUUCCGUUUCUGUGGAUGGAUCUGAGUAUUCUGAUUCUAAUGAUACCAUGUCUACUCCCCCUUCGGACACUGACGAGACAAACAAAAAAUCACUUAAAAAUGACCCACAAUCCGACAAUAAACGCUCCAUCCGCAUGCUACCAAUUCUGAUCCAAACAACCACUGACCAUCCAUGGCGGAAAAUAGCAAAAGCCAUGUACGCAAAAACUCAAGGUCUCGACCAAGUGACCGCAAAAACUACAUCGAUUCCGUUACAAAUCCAAAUAAACUGCCCUGAAGAAUCCUCAUUCAGACUCGUCCAACAAUUCAUGACCAUCAACAAAAUCAGCUUCCACACUUUUGCAUUACCCAAAGAACAAUCUCUCAAUAUUGUAAUUAAAGGUGUUCCACUUGACGUUACUGACGAUGAACUCAUGGAAGAACUUCUAGAGGAAGGUUUCAAACCAAAUUUUGUCCGAGCUUUUGUAAAAAAUGAUAAAAGACUUCCAAUCCAUCCACAUGGUCUCCCUAAAACGCACAGAAAAUGUGAAAGAAAUAUUUGA
Molecule: messenger RNA, 606 nt
Organism: Macrosiphum euphorbiae (potato aphid)
Lineage: Eukaryota; Metazoa; Arthropoda; Insecta; Hemiptera; Aphididae
Source: the annotation of a GenBank genome assembly